AUGACAACUUCCGAGAUCAAUGGAGACCUUUUGACCAGUGCAGACGCUUCAAUAACCUACGACGCGAUCGUCGUUGGUUGCGGAGUUAUCGGACCCUGUGUAGCAGUGGGGUUGGCGAGAAAGGGUAAGAAGGUGUUGAUAGUGGAAAGGGAUUGGUCAAUGCCCGACCGAAUUGUCGGUGAAUUGAUGCAACCGGGAGGUGUGAGAGCCUUGAAAAGUCUCGGAAUGGUUCAAUCCAUCAACAACAUCGAAGCGGUGCCCGUAACCGGGUACACCGUGUUCUACAAUGGUGAAAAAGUCGUGAUUCCGUAUCCUUUCAAAGCGGACUCCAAACCAGUUGAGAAAUUGACAGAUUUGGUGCGUCAGGGCAAUGACAAAGUUUUAGAAGAUGCGACAGUACAUGUCAAAGAUUUUGAAGACGAUGAGCGCGAACGUGGUGUUGCGUUCGUGCACGGUCGUUUUUUACAAAAUUUGCGCGACAUGGUCGCUGCUGAGCCUAAGGUCACCAGGUUACAAGGUAAUGUUAUCGAGGUGCUUAAAAACCCCAAAAACGAAGUCGUAGGCGCCAAGGUCGAUAUUGCAGGCCGUGGCAAAGAAGAUUUCCACGCUCAUAUCACUUUCGUGUGUGACGGAAUCUUUUCAAGGUUCCGCAGAGAAUUGUCACCCGACCACGUUCCUGAAGUUGGAUCGUCCUUUGUUGGAAUGUCCUUGUUUCAUGCCAAAAUGCCUUCUCCAAACCAUGGCCACGUCAUCUUGGGUACCAAGCACAUGCCUAUCCUGGUAUAUCAAAUUUCUCCCUCUGAGACUCGGAUCCUAUGUGCUUACAACUCGCGCAAAUUGCCUACAGACAUCAAAUCUUGGCUUGUCAAGGACGUACAACCGUUUGUUCCUAAAUCGCUACGGGCCUCAUUUGACGAAGCUCUCAAGGCGGGCAAAUUCCGGUCUAUGCCCAAUUCGUUCUUGUCCGGUCGUCAAAACGACGUCACGGGUCUAUGUGUGAUCGGAGACGCUCUCAACAUGCGUCACCCUCUCACAGGAGGUGGUAUGACCGUGGGGCUCAACGACGUGGUCCUGCUCAUGAAAAAGAUUGGCGACCUCGAUUUUAGCGACCGUGAGACCGUGCUUGACGAAUUGCUGGAUUACCAUUUCGAACGUAAGAGUUAUGACUCUGUCAUCAACGUGCUUUCCAUUGCACUUUACUCGUUGUUUGCAGCGGACAACGCAGAUUUGCGUGCAUUGCAAAGAGGAUGUUUCCGUUACUUCCAACGUGGCGGUGACUGCGUCAAAUUGCCGGUCCAAUUUUUGUCCGGAGUAUUGCCCCGCCCACUUUUACUCACCAAAGUUUUCUUUGCAGUCGCACUUUACGCGGUUUACGUUAACUUCGAAGACAAGGGAGCCCUCGGUUUCCCCGUUGCGCUACUACAGGGCUUCUCCAUCGUGUUCACCGCGGCAAGAGUGUUCACACCUUAUUUAUACGCCGAGUUGAUUGGUUGA
This is a messenger RNA of Lachancea mirantina, 1494 nucleotides long. The record is from the annotation of a GenBank genome assembly. Lineage: Eukaryota; Fungi; Ascomycota; Saccharomycetes; Saccharomycetales; Saccharomycetaceae.